Messenger RNA from Amoebophrya sp. A25, 2492 nucleotides. Lineage: Eukaryota; Dinophyceae; Syndiniales; Amoebophryaceae. The record is from the annotation of a GenBank genome assembly.
UACGAGGCUUUGCAACGCAGGGUCGAGACUGAUACGCAACAGACGCGCGACGACGCGACUAAGGAAAUCGAGGAGCUGACUCGCCGGGUCGAAUCCAGCAUGACCGAAAUCCAGCAACUGGAGUCUCUAAAGCAAUCCGCAGCUCGCUCUUUGGAAGAGGAGCGCGCUAAAUUCCGGACUCAGGAGACGCAAUGGGCGUCAGCUAAGCGUGACCUCGAAACAAGUCUAGUCGCUGAGCAGAAGAUCGUAGCCGAAAUCCGGCAACAACUUCUGGAUGCGACAAAGAGCCACGAAAAUGCGGUUACAGCCGUAAAAUCCGAAUCCGAAAGUCGUGCUGCAGAGCUAGAGGCAAAAUUGCGACAAGCUCAGGAGGAGUCAAAGCAAACGAUGGAGUCUAAGAACUCCUCGUGGGCGGCAGAGAAGAGAGCGCUUGAGGAUCGCGCGAGGACUCUCGACGACACACUCGCGCGUGCGAAUGCUGAGAAACAAGCGACAGCCACAGCGCACGAGGAGAUCAUCGAGAGUCUGCGGGCUCAAGCUGCGGCAGCUCGGGAACGGGAAGACGUGGAGAGGAAGAAAAACCUCGAAAAAAUCGAAGAAAUCGUGGAGAAUGAAAGAGCUGUGGCGAAGCAGCUACGAGAAAUAGCUGUGGCGGAACUCAAAGAAAACUUGGAGAGAAAGCAUGCAGAGGAAAAGACAGUACUGGAAUCGAAGUACGCGUCUGGCGAAACAGAAUCCUCUUCGAAACACAGUGCCGAAUUGCAGAAAUAUCUCUUAGGUCUUCCGCGAUCUGUUAUUUCCGCAUGCUGGCAAUGGUUCAUCGUUAUCGUGUAUGUAGAAGGAGCAUGUAGUCAUGCACUCUUUCAACAUCAUGAUCUUCAUCUUUGGUCGUUUACAACAAGAACAAGACUAUUCCUUUGGUAAGAAUGAAAUCGUGUUGUGUAAUAGUCCUCAUCUUCCUUCUUCAUAUCCAAACGAAGUGAUGAGUCUGGAGCAACAGCUUGGCGAAGCGAAUGCGGAGACUAGCGGGACUCGCACGAAACUAGCGGAACUAGAGUCACAAGUGAGUGCCUUAGACCUCGAGAAACAAGCUUUGCGCGAAGAAGCCCAGAACCAGACUCUACAAAGGCUAACCGAGCAGCGACAAGCGCAAGCUGAGGCAGCUCUGGUGGCGAGGGAAUCGCGUGAGAAGCUGCGGCAACUUGAAGAGCGGCUUCAGGCAGAAUUGCACCAGACACGUGCGGCGUCGAGUGACCUUGAGUUAUGAGGAUGACGCUCUCCUGCAUCGUUUUAAUCCACACAUCUUCAAGCUGCAUGUCCUCUAGGUCUUGUCCUACUCUAAAAACACUAGUGACAUGCUCCUGGAAAAAAGAAGGAGCAUGAAGAAUUCCCCCUUCCCAGCACGCCUCCUUCCCAGACUCCCCUCACCCUUCCUUCUUCUAAUCCCCAAGAAAUUCUCUGAACAACUAACGAUGAAGGACAGCGUCAUCCAGAGCAAAGAAGACAGUGUCGUCAAGCUGCGCGAAGAAAAUGCGGCUCUGACUGCGGAUAUCGAUAAUAUGCACAACAUGAUCGAACUCAGCGUCGCAGAGCAGGAUGCUUUGACCAGUGCGCUGAUAUUAUGAGGACGAUGAAAUUGUUUGAUACAACAAGUAUUUACAACCGUUCGUACGGAAUCCCUUGGCCUACUUAGUGGAGUCUUGUACUCACGAUACAUAGAGGACGUUGAUAUUCUUCUAAUCCUAGCUGGCGGUAUCAAUGUUGAAGAAAUUUUAGCCGGCGUGGAACCCGCAAAGCGCAGCAGUUUGGUUCUUCCUGGCAGCGGCUUGUUAUCGGCGAGCACUGGUGGCGCAGCACUGUCUGCAUCGCAACAGGGUGGUGGAGUACAACAAACAGAUGCAGCUAGUGCUGCACAGUCGCCUCCUCAGCAAUCCCAAGGCAUGUUCUCCGCUGUCAGUUCUUUCUUCGGAAGCGGUGCAGCUGCAGCAGCGCCUGCAACAUCCGCACCAACGUCCAAGCCCGCAACUUUAAGAAUAUAACCUUGUAAUGUAGUUCUACUCAAUUCUCGUUAAUAUUACAGCAACCAAGAAGAAGAAGCACAAGAUCGUCUAAGGAAAUGAUUCUCGAUCUGGUCCCCUAGCAGAGAUCUCGAACACCAUCUCCGGCGGUACCUGCAUGCUCCAGAUAGUGAAAACAAACCUCUAAGAAUGACUGGCGACUCACAACCGCCAAUGUUGGCAGCGCAACAGCCUCCACUUGGCGGUGGCGAUGGUGCAGUGACAAAUUUGCAGCAAUUGGGUGAGGUAGGUGUGGUAGCUACUACGUCAAUGCCUGUCGUUACUAGGCCUUUGCUCCCCAACAUGGGUGGCGUCGUUCCCCGUGUGAUGCCAAUCGUGUCGCCAAUGGACCCGAGACAGAAUAAUCGAGUGAUGGCGACUUACUGGUGGUCAGCAGGACAAAAUGCAGCUCCUCCAGGAGGUGGGGCUGCGUGA